AUGAUCCGUGUUAUAAAACCAUCAGGAACUGGAAGUCAACAUUUCAACUACAAGCACUACUUCUCAAUUGUCCUGCUAGCAAUCGUUGAUUCUAACUAUAAAUUUGUAUACGUCGACAUAGGAUCAUUUGGAAAAGAUUCAAACUCGACGAUUUUUGAAAAUUCUACAUUUUGGAAUCUGCUACAAAAAAAUGAACUUAACAUUCCUGAAAGUUGUCCAAUAUUGAAUGCUGAUAUCAUUGUAGAUUAUGUUUUUGUAGGAGAUGAGGCAUUUGGCAUUUCUCAACAUGUUUUACGUCCUUAUGGAGGAAGGUAUUUAACAAAAAAUAAGCGUAUAUUUAAUUAUCGCUUGUCUCGUGCGCGAAGGUAUGUCGAAUGUGCAUUUGGAAUACUAUCCAAUAAAUGGAGAAUUUUUCAUCGACCAAUGAAUGUUACAACUGAAUUAGCAGUGGAUAUUACAAAAGCGUGUUGCGUUCUACACAAUUAUGUACGCGAAAAAAACGGAAUUAAUUUUCAAGAUACUCUUUCUAUUGAUGGAUUUGAGGAUGUAAACACUACAUAUGCUGACCGUGGCACACGAUCAGCGAGUGAUAUGAGAAAUACAUUUGCUGAUUAUUUUUCUACAGUUAGAGCGGUACCUUGGCAGCAUGAUAAAUAA
This is a messenger RNA of Rhopalosiphum maidis (corn leaf aphid), 657 nucleotides long. RefSeq names its product protein ALP1-like. The coding region runs from base 1 to 657 and encodes 218 amino acids. Lineage: Eukaryota; Metazoa; Arthropoda; Insecta; Hemiptera; Aphididae. The record is from RefSeq and is a predicted model, not a curated record. The transcript has a single exon.